This is a messenger RNA of Pyrus x bretschneideri (Chinese white pear), 801 nucleotides long. Its product is annotated as zinc finger protein ZAT12. The transcript has a single exon. The record is from RefSeq and is a predicted model, not a curated record. Bases 173 to 688 code for a protein of 171 amino acids. Lineage: Eukaryota; Viridiplantae; Streptophyta; Magnoliopsida; Rosales; Rosaceae. Gene Ontology annotation, biological process: response to chitin.
UACCUUCCCAACUCUCAUUCCAUCCACUUCGAGCAUCAGCAAGAACAACCUUAAAAGUUUCGAAAACACACACACAAAUCUCAUCCACUUCCAAAUCUUUCCUUUCCAGCUUACUUCUUCGCUUCGCUCCUGCGAGCUGAACCCUAAACCCGAAACCUUAAACCCGUCAGCCAUGAAGAGAAGCAGGCAAGACGAGACCUUAGACUUGGUCAAUUGCCUAAUGCUUUUGUCCAGGGAACCCGAUUCCUCCCCAAUCAAACACGAGAACAUGAAAAAGGACCGAGUUUUCGUAUGCAAGACGUGUAAUCGGGAGUUUCCCUCGUUCCAGGCCCUCGGAGGCCACAGAGCGAGUCACAAGAAGCCGAAGCUGAUGCCCGGUGGGGCUGCCAACCUUUUACAUUUGGCACAGUCGCCGGGGUCGCUGGUUAAGCCCAAGACGCAUGAGUGCCCGAUUUGCGGGCUUGAGUUUGCGAUUGGGCAGGCGCUUGGAGGACACAUGAGGAGACAUAGGGACGUCAUUCAAGCUGCGGCUGUUCGGACUCAGGCGUCACCGGCGAUGCCGGUUUUGAAGAAGUCGAAUAGCAGCAAAAGGGUGUCGUGCUUGAAUCUGGACUUGAAUUUGGAUCUACAUUUGGCACCACCGGGUUAUCACCAAUAUGAUUUGACGAAGCUGCAGUUGAUUUCUUAAUUUGUUACAUGUUUAAUUUAUAUUUUUCUUCCUCCGUUGGCGUUGACAUACAUAUAGUUUUAGUUUUGAUGUAUAUUUAUUCCUACAGAUAAUAGUCAGAUUUUUAUCUUUUA